This is a messenger RNA of Elaeis guineensis (African oil palm), 951 nucleotides long. RefSeq lists its product as uncharacterized. The record is from RefSeq and is a predicted model, not a curated record. NCBI's taxonomy places the organism in Eukaryota, Viridiplantae, Streptophyta, Magnoliopsida, Arecales, Arecaceae.
AUGGCAGCCUCCUCUGACUCCGCUGGUGUCCUCCAGAUCCUAUGGCGGGCUUUGCAGCUCCCCGCCAAGACUGCCAUCUUCUUCUUCCCCCUCCUUGUCCUUACUCUCUUCUACUCUUCCUGUGUCUUCUACGCCAACUUCUCCUGCAUCUCCCCUGUCCUGAUCGACUUAUUCUCCAAGCUCUCCAUGCUCCUCAAAGAUCCUGCCCCCCCGGGCCCGGAAUUCUCCCACGUUCUCGUCGAGAUCAAGAACGACCUCAAGCAAGUCGCCGGCUUCGAGUCCAUCAUCACCCUCCUCUCCUUCUUCGCCUCCCUCCUCCUCCUCCUCGCCACCGUCUACAGCUUCGCCAUGGCCUACGCCGGCACUCCCCUGACUCCCAAAGAGCUCCUCGCGAGGGUCGCUCGCCGCUGGUAUCAGACGCUUGUCACCAGGCUCUACGUCGUUCUCCUGAGCCUGGGCUUCGGGCUCUUAUCUUCGCUGGUGAUCGGCGCUGCCAUGUUGCUCUGCGAUGAUUCCAAAUAUCUGAUGACUUCUGGGUUCGGCCUCUCCGUUGUGGCGGUCUCCAUUUUCAUCUAUCUGUGGACGAGGUGGUCGAUGAGCUUCGUCAUCACGGUGGUGGAGGAGACUUGGGGGAUCGGCGCGCUCUCGUUGUCGGUGGAGCUCUUCAUCGGCAACAAGAAGAAAGGUUGGACUCUCACCUUCAUCCUGCUGCUGCUCAAGAUGGUGAUCUAUGGGGUUUUUGCGUUUUUGAUGAUGUCGGGGAACACGCCGCCGCCGCCCCCGCCGCUGCCGCCGCCGCCGCCCCCGCCACCGUUGGAGGAUCAGCUAAGGAUUGGGUUCCUUGCGGCGGCCGCCAGUGCUCUUUUGAACAUGUAUGCCAUGGCAGUGUAUACGGUGUUCUACUAUGAGUGCAGGAAGAGCCAUGGGUUGGAUGAGAUGGUUAAAAAUUGA